UCUUGGUAUCUCAGCUUAUUCAGAAAAUAUCGGAAAUGAAACAGUAACAGUAGUACCUUGUAAUUAUAUAUUCCCUAGUGAUUAUAUAUUUGAUAAAACAAGUGAAUUUUUUUAUCGUGGAAUGCUAUUCAAUCAAAUGAUUCAAGUAAUGAUUGCGUCUUUAAUAAACGUUAGUACUGAUCUGAUGUUUAUAUCAAUUGUGAGCCAUCUUUGUGGACAAAUUGAAAUUUUGAUCCGUAACAUGAACGAGCUAGGAAUGAGCAUACUACUUAACUUUGAAAGUGGUGACACUGUAAAUCUGGUAAAAUGUUUAAUGAUAGUAGGAUUUAUGCUAAUGCAAAGCUACUUGUAUACAUAUCCAGCCGACAAUUUAGCAAAUUUAGGAGAAAAAAUGCUGAGAGGAUUAUAUAGUAGUUAUUGGUAUGAAAUGCCUAAUAGAUUAACGAAAAAUUUGGUCUUCAUGAUGAUGCGAUUGAAUAUACCACCUUAUCUCACGGCGGGUAAAUUUUUUUACCUUACAAGAAUAUCGUACACUUCAGUAGUCAAAACCGGUGCUUCUUAUUUAUCUGUGUUGAGAAUAUUUCUACAACGAAACUAA
This is a messenger RNA of Chelonus insularis, 598 nucleotides long. Its product is annotated as odorant receptor 47a-like. Bases 122 to 598 code for a protein of 158 amino acids. Gene Ontology annotation, cellular component: plasma membrane. Gene Ontology annotation, molecular function: odorant binding; olfactory receptor activity. Gene Ontology annotation, biological process: sensory perception of smell; detection of chemical stimulus involved in sensory perception of smell. Lineage: Eukaryota; Metazoa; Arthropoda; Insecta; Hymenoptera; Braconidae. The record is from RefSeq and is a predicted model, not a curated record. The transcript has 2 exons.